Messenger RNA from Adineta ricciae, 309 nucleotides. NCBI's taxonomy places the organism in Eukaryota, Metazoa, Rotifera, Eurotatoria, Adinetida, Adinetidae. The record is from the annotation of a GenBank genome assembly.
AUGUCGUGGCGAGAAGGAGUGAAUAAACAAGCAGCGAAACCAGCUGCACCGAAACCAAAGUUCGAGACAAAAGAUGAUGAUUGGGAAACGGAUACUUCUUAUGAAAAUACUGUAACGGAAAAGACACAACGUUACGGUUCGAAAAGUAUUCCCGGCUCUGGUCGAGUCGAUCAUUUCGAUCUAAGUACAAUUCAAGACAAAGCCAAAACAGCGGAUGUUUCAGUGACAAGUGUCUAUCGGGAAAAGAAUCCAACGCGUGGCUAUGGUGGCAAAUAUGGUAAUGAGCAAGUCAUGGAUAAGGUACGGUAA